AUGUCUCGCCUUCUGUGCCUCGCGGUGGCGCUCAGCUGCACCCUGGACGCGCGCGCCGGCACAUUGCCGUCCUUUCUGAGAGCUUGUUCGGCGUCAGACCCAAAUCUCAGUCAGUGCGUGGAGAAGGUGAUAGCGGUCGGGGGAGGGAAAUUCGCAAAGGGCAUCCCGGAGCUGGGAAUCGCGUCCCUUGAUCCGGUACACCUGGGUAGGGUGGUUGUCGACAACCCCGCUCUGAAGCUCACCUUCGACGACACCGUCGUUACCGGUCUCGGUGGCUUUGUCGUAAACUCUUAUAAGAUUGACACGGAGAAAGGAAAAGCUACACUUGACUUCACGGCUAACGUAACACUGAAGGCACAUUAUGACAUGGAUGGGCAGGUGCUCAUCUUGCCAAUUAGAGGAAACGGAGAAGCCAAAAUAAAAAUCACCAACCUUAACAUCGUCAUCAAGUAUGACUACAAGACUGUCGACGGUUACUGGACGGUGACGGGUUACAAAGAUAGCUACAAUAUGGACCGCGCGCAGUUCAAAUUCACUAAUCUUUUCAACGGCAACAAAGAGCUGGCAUCUACAAUAAAUAGAGUGAUCAAUGACAACUGGGAGCCUGUAAUCCGUGACAUCGCUCCUGUGGCCUUUGAGACCAUUAUCAGCGCGUGCGUCAACGAGGCCAAGAAACUGUUCGCUGCCGUUCCUGCUGACCGAUUACUGCUGCCUUGA
Messenger RNA from Pieris macdunnoughi, 717 nucleotides. Lineage: Eukaryota; Metazoa; Arthropoda; Insecta; Lepidoptera; Pieridae. The record is from the annotation of a GenBank genome assembly.